CCUUCUUGGCUGCUCCGGCCUUGCCUACCCUUUUAAUAGCUCUGAGUCCUUUCCCUCUCUUAGUCUGCGUUUGGUAACAGUUCUGCUUCGCUAAGGUCUUUUCGAGUUUAAGACCGUUUUUGGGCUGUGGGGACUGGGGAGCUGCUCUUCUGGUAUACUAUAAAUUUGUGAAAACGGCUUAAGAGUUGAGAGAGAGAGAGUGAGGUAGAGCAGGGAAAGCGGAGGAGUACGACGACCUCCUAUGCGUGCUUCUCUUCAGUGACGCCGAUCUUCAGACGCUCUCCUUUGGAUCUCAGCUUCUGCUUCCGCAUUUUGGAUUUCUGGAACCCUAAUUCUCUUGUUUGGAUCUCAGAUCGGUUUGGAGCUUCCCUAAUUAUUCGCUGAGAUUUGAUUUCAGGUGCAUUUGUUGGAUUUCUAGAACAGUUUAAAAAUAGUAAAAAGAGAAGAAAGAAAUUUUUGGAAAUUUUUUUGGUUUAACAAGCAAAUUAUUCUGUUUCGCUUCUUAUCUUAUGGAGGAUGAACGAUAAAUAGUACUAAGGAAGACGACGCAUAGAGGAAAAUGGCACCAUCGAGCAAGUCUGACAAGAAGGCUGCACUAGAUGCAGCUUCAUGGAUGUUCAAUGUCGUCACUUCCGUCGGGAUCAUCAUUGUCAAUAAAGCCUUAAUGGCAACCUACGGCUUCAGCUUCGCCACAACAUUAACUGGUUUGCACUUUGCCACCACCACCUUGAUGACUCUUAUUCUCCGGUGGCUAGGGUAUAUCCAGCCCUCCCAUCUACCACUACUGGAUCUUUUGAAGUUUGUUAUCUUUGCAAACUUCUCCAUUGUUGGAAUGAAUGUGAGUCUAAUGUGGAACUCUGUGGGAUUUUAUCAGAUUGCAAAGUUGAGUAUGAUCCCUGUAUCGUGCCUUCUUGAAGUUGUCCUGGACAAGAUUCGAUACUCUAGAGAUACAAAGCUUAGCAUAGGUGUGGUUCUACUGGGUGUUGGAGUGUGCACUGUUACUGAUGUGAGUGUUAAUACUAGAGGCUUUGUUGCUGCCUUUGUGGCAGUGUGGAGCACUGCUCUGCAACAGUAUUAUGUACAUUACCUCCAAAGGAAGUAUUCACUCGGAUCUUUCAACCUAUUAGGCCAUACUGCUCCAGCUCAGGCUGCUUCGCUGCUGCUGUUGGGACCUUUUCUGGAUUAUUGGUUGACAACCAAAAGAGUUGACACCUAUGACUAUAAUGUUAUGUCUAUGAUUUUCAUCAUGUUGUCAUGCAGCAUUGCAGUAGGGACCAACUUAAGCCAAUUCAUCUGCAUCGGCAGAUUCACAGCUGUGUCCUUCCAAGUCCUUGGCCACAUGAAGACUAUACUGGUUUUGAUCUUGGGAUUCAUCUUCUUUGGGAAGGAAGGCCUGAAUUUACAAGUAGUUCUCGGCAUGGUCAUAGCAGUGAUGGGGAUGAUCUGGUAUGGUAAUGCGUCAUCUAAGCCAGGAGGAAAAGAGCGUCGAAGUCAUUCAAUGCCUAACAAUAGACCACAAAAACAUGGUGGGAUGUCUGAGGACGGUGAACUUGAUGCGAAGGUCUAGAGUUGACAGAAGAUGACAUCUUAUUUCUGUAACCUCAUUGACAUUAAAGGUUAGAGCCUCGCUUUCAUCUUUUUUUUUUUUUUUUUUUGAGUCACCAUUUUCUUUACUCGAUCUUGUAUUUGUUUAAGGGAAUGAAUACUCUUUAAAAGGAUGCAGUUUCCCUAAAUAUUCCUUUUGUUAAAAUCAUUAUUUAUAGUAAUUUAUUUUUUCCA
Macadamia integrifolia is the source of this 1779-nucleotide messenger RNA. Its product is annotated as UDP-rhamnose/UDP-galactose transporter 6. Gene Ontology annotation, molecular function: antiporter activity; UDP-galactose transmembrane transporter activity. The coding region runs from base 560 to 1567 and encodes 335 amino acids. Gene Ontology annotation, cellular component: Golgi apparatus. The record is from RefSeq and is a predicted model, not a curated record. NCBI's taxonomy places the organism in Eukaryota, Viridiplantae, Streptophyta, Magnoliopsida, Proteales, Proteaceae. The transcript has 6 exons.